Dermacentor andersoni is the source of this 1178-nucleotide messenger RNA. RefSeq lists its product as uncharacterized. The record is from RefSeq and is a predicted model, not a curated record. Lineage: Eukaryota; Metazoa; Arthropoda; Arachnida; Ixodida; Ixodidae.
ACCAAUAUAAGGGAUUAACUAACAAUCUUUAUUCACUAGGCUCAAUUAAAGGUACCGCAGUGGACUGAAAUGUAAAUCUUUGUGUUUCGAUCACGAUGUCGCUGGCUCUAUCGCAACCGCGCUGGCCGCAUUGAGGUGGAGGCAGAACGCAAAAGCGUACCGUACUUUCAGCGCACGUUCAAGAACCCCGGGUGGCCAAAAUUCAUCGACAGCCCCCUCGCUACUGAUUCAGGGCCUCACAACGCACUGUGACGUGUCAGGACGCUAAACACCGUACUGUAAUCUAAUUGCAAAUCUACCGCUAACAAACAAUUAUAUUCGGUUGGGCACACACAACUCCUAUGCUAGAUUGUUUUAACUGGUUCAUCAUAACGAACAGCGGAAGCUGUGAAUAUGCUUUUGCACAGCGCGUUUCUGAUGUGUGCGGGCCACUCGAAUUUGUUCCCGUUCUUCGCCGAACGCUUGUGUCGACAAAAGUGAUUUCCCGGAACGCUGCAUCUGCUGCACUCUCUGACGUGGAAACCAGCACUACAAAAAGAAAAAAAAAGAAGCCGCUGACCUAGCCCGCACGCUACGCUCCGAUAAGCAGUCUGUCGCGUGUACUACGCAGUCAGAGGCAGAUGGUGACUGCUCGCUUACUGAACGGGCAUGCACAAACCCCGCCCCGAGCACGCGAGAACUCUCCUGCGGCAGCACGAGGCUAGCUGUUGGAAUAAAAAGCAUCGCCGUUCUCCGCUGUCGUUUCCCAGUCGUUCUGUUUGAGACGUGCAAGACACGACAGUGGGACGGUUCUACGGAGUCUCAAGGAUAUGCGCACAGCCAUGGAGUACUGCCAUGUGGGGCUGUGGGCGUUGGCCAUGCUUGGUUACAGUAUGGCCGCUUCUGCGACGACCUGCCAGACGGAUGCUGACUGCUCGGUUAGUCAGCGCUGCGUUUCGCACGCCAACUUCUCCAGUUCUGGAAACUGUCAGACUGAUCGUCGUUGUAUUGACGCUUCCGGUGCGACAUGCUCAUGCAGCCCUGGGUACGAGUGUCGCAUGAGGGGUUGCCUUUCCGCACAGUACGAAUGGAAGAAGCACAUUAAUGGCUCCCUCUGUGCCCGAAAACUGCAAGAUUGCGGAUUUUCUGGCAUUGAAGUGGAGACCAAGACGCCGCAGGUGCUCCGCAGCGAGAGUUAA